This is a messenger RNA of Lagenorhynchus albirostris (white-beaked dolphin), 11055 nucleotides long. RefSeq names its product KIAA1671 ortholog. The transcript has 12 exons. NCBI's taxonomy places the organism in Eukaryota, Metazoa, Chordata, Mammalia, Artiodactyla, Delphinidae. The coding region runs from base 630 to 5927 and encodes 1765 amino acids. The record is from RefSeq and is a predicted model, not a curated record.
UGGCCUCCCAUGCUUCAUAGCUGCAAAGUCAGGCAAUGAGGGCGUGAGGCAGGAGCCAGGGUGACAGGGAGAGUGGAUUCCCGUGGGCGAGGCCCACCGUCUUGAGUGGCCAUCGCCCCGAACUGCCCUGUGGGUGUGGGAUUAACUCGAGCCCAGGGCAUCCCUUGCCCCACGGCUGUCCCAGGACUGAAGAGGCUUUUAUCUACAGGUUCAUUGAGUUGAGACGGGUCCCUGCCAAGGAGGUCAGGUCCUGGGUCGGGCACAGAGCCCAGAGGGCGCGGACCUCGUAGCUGGGAGUCAGGAGGGAGAAGAGGCCUGCCCUGCAGCGCUAGAGUCCCUGUGGGGUGGACAUAGGCAUCCCGGCUCCUCGGAUCACCCGUGUGGAGGCCAGCGGUGUGCCUCUUCCUGGAGCGUGACCUUGGACCUGCUUGAAACUCAGCCUGCUGGGACGAGCCUCCCCUCCCCUGCCGGCUCCUGCCAUGGGAGUGUGCGGACAGCCCCGUUGGAGAUGAGACGCGAUACCGCUGGCUUUCUCUGGCAGUCACACGUCCCCAGCCAGGACCUGCCAGCUCGGUGGUUGCCUCUCUGUUUCUGAUGUUCGUCUUCCCCAUGGAUCCACAGCCGUAACCAUGGUGACGCGGGUGGAGGUCGGCUCCAUAAGUUCUCUGACAGGAGUGCCAGGCCUGGGCGAGCUCUCCAAGGAGGAAGCUCUAACUCGGACCUACUUCCGCCAGGCUGGCAGCGCCUCCGGGGCCCCUUCAGCGCUGCUCUUGGAAGGGAAAAGCCCCCUCAGGAGCCCAGUCCGCUUGCUCCCUCUGCCGAGACUCACCCCCAAGCCCUUCUCCAAGGAGAAGGCCGGGGACGUGAUCUCCUCGUGGCCCAGCCUGAGCAGGCCGUCUCCUACCGGGGGGCUCCCCCGGGGCGUGGCGGCAGAGGGGCUGGACGAGAAGAUGCCUGGCUUGGUGGGGCCGGAGGCGGGGAGCGGGGACGGCCCGAGCAGCUCGUCUCUGUUCUCCAAGGCCGCGGUGCUGCGGCCUAACCCCAGCACCAUGAUACUCUUUGAAACCACCAAAGCCGGGCCUACCCUGGGGAAGGGGGUCGGCCGGGGGGCUCCGGAGGCCGACGCAGGCGUGUCUCAGGGGCCCCCUUCUGCCUCCCGGCCUGAGGUGGCCACCAAGCCCGCCUUGCCGGCCCGAAAGCCUGCGGGGACUCUUCCCCGACCGGCCUCCGUGUCUCAGGUCACCAGGCCGGCGGCCACCCAAGAGGAGACAGGCCUAAAGGAGCCUCUGUCAAAGGCCAGCAGCGUGGAGGACGCGGGUAGCCCCGCUCUGGAGCCCAGGCCUCGACUGAAGAGAAGGCCCGUGUCGGCCAUUUUCAUCGAGUCCAUUCAGCCUCAGAAGCCAGCAGGCCCUGGCGGGGCAGCCGUGGUGGGGAAGGCGCCCCCCACCCCUCCUGAGAAGACGUGGGUGAGGAGGCCUAGGCCUCUGUCCGUGGACCUCACGGCCAGGUUCGAGAGUAGAGAGGCCUUGGCGAGGAAGGUGGAGGCCAUAGCAGGAUCCACGGCCCAGUGGCGGGGUCCCGAGAGGCCUGACCUGGACCCCAAAGUAGAUGGGGAGCGUCUGGUCAAAGCAGAGGCUCCCCUUCACGACCCAGAUUCUGACUUCCUGCAGGUGGCCAGGAAGAUCCAGGAACGGAAGGAGAGGCUGCUCUGCAAGCAGGCAGAGAUGGGCCACCUCAGAACCAUGGGGGGCUCGGCCAGGGUCACCCCCAUCAGUGACCAGAAUCUUGGGGAAGAGAAAGCCAAGCUGGAUGGCGAGCCGGAGAAGGCACCCAGGGCCCCCCAGUCCCCUUCGCCCAGGCCUGGAAAAGGCCAAGAAAUCGCUGAGGUCAAGAGCAGAGCGGCUGAUGGGGAAACCCAGGCAGGGGGAGAGCGGACCCCGAGGGGCAGCGUGAAGAAGCACGUCAGCCUCUUUGCCGAGGAGAGCGCCUCAGCCUUGUCGUUGGGGUCUUCGCCCCCAUCAGCCCCCGCUGAGUCCCCGCCGGCUGCACCGGAGCUGGAGAAAGCCGGCGUGAGCGUCCAGGAGCGGAUCAAAGGCUGGGCCACCGAGAGCUCGGAAGCAAAGCCAGAGAUCAGGAAGAAGGCGAUCCAGGCACGGCCGCUCUCAGCGGAUUUGACCAAACUGUUUUCAAGUGCAGCUUCAGGCAACGAAGUCCCAUGUGAGAAGUGUUCUGAGCCGAGCAGUGAGCCGCCUAGAGAACCCAGGGAAAAGCAAAAGGAAGGGCAUGGUGUGGACGGAGCAUCUGUCCCAAGAAGCCCCUGGAAGCCUGCGACGCCCCGGGAGAAAUCCAGGCAGACAGAGUGGAAAGACAGUUCUGACCAAGUCCCUGGCAGCGGUUGGAGCGAGCCUCUGAGCCCUUCCGCCAGCACCCCGGAUGAUGACAGAAGCUUCCAGACCGUGUGGGCCACAGUGUUCGAACAUCACGUGGAGAAGCACACCGUGGCUGACCUAUCAGGACACUGUCCCGCAGCCAUGACCCCCAGGGACACGGCCGAUGUCUUGGAGCUCAGAUCCAGGUUCCUUGGGUCGAGAAGCUCUUUCCCGCAAACCACAUACCUGAAGAAAGAGUGGUUGGAAAAUCCCGACCCAAAGAAAUCUGGGCGGACCGCCUUCUCCAACGGUGAGCCCAAACAGCAUCAUACGUCUUCCCUCCUGGGAAGAUACCCUGUGGGCGACAAGUGCAGUAAUAGCCCCUGCCUCAAGCUCUUGGAAAGCCCUCCCGCAUCCGAGAGGGUCGAGCCCAGGUAUGACAUCAUGCACGCGGUCGGGGAGCGUGCGCACAGCGAGGCCAUCCCCACGGCGCCCGAGGAGAAGGCUGUGACGCUCCGGAGCAGCCAGUCUCGGCUCUCACUGUCCCAGGAGGUCACCCCUGCCGUGACCCCUGCUGACCCCGAGCGCAGGCUGGAAGGCCAGGUGGGGUCCGUCCAAAGGGUCAGUCUGAUCUGGGAAGCUCGAGGGACGCGUGAGGUCAGCGGGCCAAAGCCUGAGUUCCACCGAGAGCUAAAGGACACGUCUGGAGGCAAUUGUCUGUCACCCAGAUGGACAGGUGGGGUGGCUAUCAACUGGCAGAAAGCCGCUGUGGGGGUCAGUGAAGAGAGAGGCUCGGAACCAAGCCCCGAGGCCACCCCUGCGAGGACCAUCCAGGCUGCCAUCCAGGAGGCCCAGCACCAGGGGAUCGAAGGGGCCGGAAGAAAGCCAGGGGAAAGGGGUGCCCCCCAGGGGGGCCCUCUGGAGCCUCCUUCCAGGGCUAAGGGCGAGGCCUCUGACUUCCGAGCCCGGCCACAGGCAGACGUGCUACUGCAGAAGGGGCCCCUCGCCGUGGCUGGCGGCCAGGGUGGAGCGAGGCCGGCCCGGGUGCCGGAGCCCGAAGCCAGGAUGCGGAAGGUGAGCCCCAGCGACCAGAGGAUGGAGAGGUGGAGGCGGCGGACGUUACCCCAUGACGCGAAGUUCGAUGAAUUCAGCUUACUGGCCCCAGAGCACUCUUCCAAGGCAGAGCAGAGACGGACGGGUUAUUUGACCCACACCGCAGGUGCCUUAGGAAAACUCCAACUAGCCCACGGUUGGGAGGAGCCCCAGCAGGGCAACCCGGGCGUGUCACAGGUUCUUUCAGCAGCAAAGCAAGGGUCAUCUGUGGAACCCAAGGCGACCUUUUUUGCAGUGACGUAUCAGAUUCCUGACACUCAAAAAGCAAAGAGCAUUGUUAAGCCCAGGUCCGAAAACUUGAUGGAACAUUCUAGAAAAAUAGCCCCACCUCCAUCGCCUCAUCUUUUAACAUCUACUUUGGUUUCUCUGAACCAUGAAGAGCUGCUGGAGACCAUGGGCAGUAAAAACCAGGCUCCAGGCAGAGAGCAUGACCGCGCAAGCUUUCCAAAGACUCCGAGGCCAGCGUCUCUUGGGGACAGGAUUCUGGGUCCUCCCAGCGAGAGAAUCUCCGAUGGCGAUGCUUUAUGGGUUCGUCGGGGACCGGAAGACAGCGUUGGUUUUCACAGCGACUGGAAGGACCGUGGGAACAAGACGUCCCCCCGUGGUGCUCCCAAAACACCUCCGGCUCUCAAAAGUCACCCGAAAGCCACCCAUCUCCUGCUCAGAAGGAAGACGGAGGUGGUCAGCGAGACGUUCCCAGGUAAAAUCAAGGAUGGUUACAGGUCCAGUGUCCUCGACAUUGACGCCCUGAUGGCCGAGUACCAGAGACAGCCGGCCGCAGGCCCCAGGGAGGCUCAGGAGCUGGUGGGGGGACCGCCCACAGAGCCCAGAGGCUCGACUCCUGAGAGGCCUGGCCAGCAAGGCGAGGUGGAUCGGAGACGGAGGAGCCUGAAGGAGGGCCCUGAAAUUGAGGGGCCCCGGAAACAAGCCAGUUUUGCCGAAACAAACCCCAGUCCUACCCCCGGCUCGGGCAAGCAACUGGCAGAGACCCUGGAGGCAGCCACGAACACCAAGGUCAGCCCUCCUCUGUGGGCUCUGCCGCACUCAGCUCCUCCUGAGAAAUAUCCAGGGGCCUCUUCUGGCCCUGCAGGUCCCAGGAAAAAAGGCUCGGGGGUCACCGAGGAUGAGAAAAAGGCCUUUAUCAGUAAACACAGUGCAAAGUGCCCGCAUUCCCCGGCUGAGUCAAAGCCCGCCACCUCCUGGGAGGAUCUGGGCAGCGGGGCCACCAUGCCACCCAGGUCCUCCCCCACUGACCAGAAGAAAGGGCUCCCAAGGAAAUCCCUCGGGAGGGGAGAGGAGGGCAGUGUGACCCAAUGGGGCAACCACCCAUGGGACUGUGGAAGGUCACUGCUGGAUGUCAAGAGGGCCCACUCGGAGAAAGGCCCCCCUCUCAAAAUCCGAGAGGGCCUGUCCAUCAUGCAGGAAGCCAGAGAGAGGAGGCAAGAGCAGCCCAAAGGGAGGCCCAGCCUCCCCAGGGAGAGUUCAGAGGCCAAAGACAUCAAGACGGGGCUCUGUCAGCAGGAGUCGGGGAAUCGAGACAGUCAAAAGGAUCAGCUGAAGCAGUGUUUCUCCAGGCGGACCCCCGAGGCCAAGGACACUGACACCCUCGUGCAGGAAGCCGACAGCCAGUAUGGGACGUGGCUGCACCAGCACCAGAGCGGGGAGAGCUUGGCCCCCGAGUCCCCAUCCCCGGACAGCAGUGCCACGUCGGCUCAGAAGCAGCCCCCCAGCAGCCGCCUGUCUUCCCUGUCCUCCCAAACGGAGACCACCUCUGCUGGGGACCAGCACGACUGCUCCAAGGACCAGCAGAGCACCAGCGUGGACCGAUCCAGCACGGACCUGGAAUCCACUGACGGGAUGGAGGGGCCGCCCCCAGCGGAUGCCUGCCCCGCAAAGAGGGUGGACGACUUCUCCUUUAUCCGUCAAACUUCAGUCCUCGACUCAAGUGCCCUAAAGACCCGGGUGCAGCUCAGCAAGAGAAGCCGCCGCCGGGCUCCCAUCUCCCACUCCCUCCGGCGCAGCCGAGUCAGCGAGUCGGAGAGCAGGUCUCCUUUGGAGGAGGAGGCCAACAGCAUGUGGAUGUUCAAGGACUCCACCGAGGAGAAAUCCCCCAGGAAGGAAGAGUCAGAUGAGGAGGAGAAGACGCCCAGAGCUGAGAGGACGCCCAUCAGCCGACCCCAGAGGAUGCCCGUGUUUCCAGGCAUGGACCCAGCAGCGCUGAAGGCUCAGCUGCACAAGAGGCCAGAGAUGGACAGUCCCAGCGAUACCCCCAGCUGGGCCCCACAGCCCAAGACCCCCAAGUCCCCCUUCCAGCCCGGGGUGCUGGGCAGUCGCGUGCUGCCCUCCAGCGUGGAGAAGGACGAAAGAUCGGAAGAGCCCUCUCCCCAGUGGCUAAAGGAGCUGAAAUCCAAGAAGAGGCAAAGCUUGUAUGAAAACCAAGCUUGAGCAGACAGGGGCCACUGCCACAUCUAAUGAACAAGCCUUAACUGUCAGUACCCGAAGACGAGGUCCCGCUGCUGCCGUUGCUUCCUGCACACACCUGGGCCCUUCCGGUCGGUCGGUCUGUCGGUCGGGUGGAGAAGGCUGCCCAAUGCCCCCCCUCACCACAGGCUCUCCUGGACGGAUGGGGCAGGAAGGCUCACCCUCCACGAGCACGUGCUCUGUCUCCCCGGACAGCACUUCAGGCUGGGAAAGAAGCCAGGCGGCCCAGAAAUGUCCAUGCUGGUGGUUUGGUUUGGUUUUGUUUAAUGUAAAAAUGUGCAUUUCUACCCAUUUUAAACCCCUGCAGCAGCUCCAGGAAUAUGGAUGUAAGGCUGGACCGUCUCCCCUGGGUUCUGAGUCGUGAAAGCGCCUGUUUCCCCCCGACCCCCACCCAGGGCUGGUCUUUUUUUGGAAGGACAUUUCCAAGGAAGAUGAAACCAUACAUUUCCUGCUGUAACUGUGGUCCCAGCAGUACCACCGGGUUGGGGGCUUUGAUCGCUCCUUUGGCGAAUUCCUUCUCCCUCUCGAAGAAUCAGCAGUUCUGAUCUUUAAACACACCUGCCCUCAUUCUUUCAAGUGUAUUUAUCCUCCCGGUGGGGCUGUGUGCAGAGCUUGCCUGUUCCAUUGUACAUCACGUUUUGUUUGCUUUAGAAGGUGAUAAAGCAAUAAUCCAGCCAACUUUCUUUGAAAUUUGAUAUGUAUAUAUGUUUUUAUGUUAAAGAACAGGAGGAGAGGCGUGUGAAUAGUUUGCGUGAAGUAUCCAAUCAUCUCAGGUUAUCUUAUCCCUACCCCAAGCUUUUUAAAACUUCUGAUUGUCACCCUGGUGUACACUUUCCUGGUUCCUAUUCAUCCGAGCUCUGAUUUCUGUAGGGUGACCUUUGUCCCUUGGCCUCAAGGUUCAAAAACCUGCAGCCCAAAUGGCAGUGCCUUUCCCUCCCAAACAUCAGACCCACCCGAGAGGCUUUUUCUCCAAAGUCCCUUUCUGAGCACAACCUGAGCUGCUGGCAUAAAAGAUCUAUUCCCAGUUGGUCUCAGGACAAACGAUGAAUGAGGGGUCCUUUUUGUUUCUUCUCACCUCUUCUUUCUACCCAACCUCCCCCCAAUUCUACCUGACCAGGUGCUUUUUCUAGGUCAAAAUGCAGGAAGGGAGGGUCUUGCUGAAAGCCCUUCUCUGGAGGGGAGUCCCCCCGACCCCCAGCCCAGGAACUCUGGACAGACUUGCUAGACGCUAGGUAACCAAGUAUAGGCUUGCCUUGCCUCUUUUUUUUCUUGGCAACUCUGAGCUCAUUCCCAGGAAUCUCCAAGACCUCUGGGGUCUCCAGUCAUGGCUACUCUGUCCUUGUUUUUGGAAAUCCUCCACACCAGCCUCCUCCACCCCUUGAGCCCAAGGCCCCAGCAGUCAUCCCAGGGAUAGCCGGCCCACCGCCGUGUCUGGAGUUGCCAUAAACUUUGUGCCAACCUCGCCCGGGAGACACCCAUGUGUGAGAGAGAUGCGUGGGCAGUUCACAGGGCAGCCUGUGUUGCUGAGGGGCACUGGGGCUGAGCUUCCUCAUGGAUCUUUGCUCAGCAGUGGACUUCCCAAGAGGUGAAAAUCUCUCCUAAUAAAUCCAUCCUUUGCAAAUGGUGUCAAAACCUGCUUCCCUUCUCCCUCCCUGGCCACCCCUCCUUCAGUCUCUGUUUGUCUCCUCCGCUCUUCCUCCCUUAUCUCCCUUUACCACCUCUUCCCUCUCUUGGGUGUGGCAGGAUGGAGCCCAAUCCCGUCCCUGCAGGUUAAGACAAACACCCGGGCCCGAGAGGGGCUGUGGUUCAGCACCACGGACAGCGACCGAGGUGGGGGUGAGAGGCCCUCCCUCCCUGAGUCCUGCUGGCUGGGCGGUGGUUGCAGCCCAUCUCCCGGGCAACCUUGUGCAUCUGGAAACCUCAUGCAUGUGUAUCUGGAGAUCUGGUCCUGCUCCAUCACAGUUUGUAUUCUCUUCAUUCCCUGAGUUUGUGGUCAGUCCGCUCUCUCUGGCCAUUUGGGGAUUUAAUCCUUUCAGGAACCGCGUCAGUUGAUUUUCCUUUCUUACUCUUCAGAGACCCAGUUCAUGUUUCAUUUCAGUUUUGCUGUAGUGUCCAGGUCAGUAGGUCCUCUAGACACUCCUAGUGUGCUGUGACCCUGACGUCCUUUCUCGCCUGCUGUCUUUCUUUGCCUUUCUCAAGGUGGGAAGGCCCCUUGGUACCAUCUUAGGCAGUAGGAAGCCACUUGCUCUGUUCGGUCAGUAUAGUGAUACUCACCGUGCGAAACUCUCAGUUUUGAAUUAGUCAUGUUUCAUCCCAUGUAUACCCAACAGGAAAGAAAAACACUUGAAAACAAGAUUGACCUGGAGGUCUUCUGCCUAACCUCCCACACCUGGAUUGGAAAUAAAAAUCCAUUUCAUUCCUUGGUGAUGAGGACAUACAAAGUCCACCCCUUGACACUGACUACAGCAGCCUCAUCCCUUCACCGCUGAGCAGACAGUCACGGUGGGCCAGGAGCGGCCUACGCAGUGCCGGCUCCCGUCAGCCCCGGCUCCUGCGACGAUCAGUACAAUGCAGUUCGCAGCAACUGACGCUUAGAGCCUUUGCAGAUAGCCAGGCAAACGGGUUAUUUAUUUCUCCUCUUUCUAAGCCAGAUGAGCUCUUGGGGGCUAAGCAAGGGGUUGUAUGGUAGUUUCUUGAGUUUGCCUGGAGCCACCUUUGGAAAUCUGUCUCCUUUUAAACUAACUUAAUAUGCCUUAAUCAUUUGUAUGCAAUCAGGUCACCCGCCCUCAUCCAGCCCUCCUCCCCUGGGCCUUUGGCUUGCUUUAAAUGAGAGUUUUAUACAGAAUGCAUCAAAAAUAAGAUGGAUAGAUAGGUGAUUUUUUAAAUUAUACUCUCUCUCUCUCUCACACUCUCUCUCUCCCCCUCCAUCCCCCCACACCCUCUUUGCACAUCAGCAUUUUGAGAGCUGGUCUUUUGAUAAGUCCAUAUCUUUUUCUCCUCCAGUAGAUCCCCUUCUUCAUGGUCUCUUGCCUAAUGUAACAGAAGCCUUUGGCCUGUAAAAUUCCAUGGUGAGGGCUCAAAAAUCAGUGUUGUGGAGAACCUCUCAGUACCACCAGAGAAACUCCAGUGGAAGAGAAGCCUCACUAAACCCCAGUGGAGUUUAGAGUGUUGGGGGCUUUGAGUGAUGCUGCCCUGAUGGCCUCAUGUCGUCUGGGGUUCGGGGAAAGGACAAUCAGAUGGGGAGGUUUUGCAGGGGACAAGCAAAGUCAUGUACUUUCAGACAAAUGCGUUUUCCCUUGUGCUUCCCAGGAAGAAGUGAGGCCAACUCUAGGUAUCGGAAUAGAGCUGAGCCUGAGGUCUUCAACCUUAGAGGCUGUGCAGGGGAUUUGGAAAAACCUUAGGCAUGAUCUCCCUGAAGGAGACCUCAGCUGCUCCCACCCGGCGCUGACAGCUGCCUUGUCCAUUUACAUUUUUCAUCACGGUACCCCCAGACUGCCCCAGGAGCUAGGCAUCAUUACAAAGCUAAAAACCCACAGAUGUGUCAUUGGAUCACCUCCAAAACAAAAUGCUUGCUUAAAGGUGACGUGGGCCUGCGUGGAAGACAGCGUCGCACCCAAGCAGAGGACUCUCAAGCCAGCCACUCCCUCUCUCCUCCUCCAUCCCUGUGGUUCCUCCCACACAGCCCUGUCCCUUAAUACAGGAAGCUAGAUGACGGUUGUCUUUGUGUAAACUAGCAUUUCAGGGUGAGGUCUGCAGGGAGGUGGGAGAAAAACUCUAUCCACCGGGAAUUGCGCCGCCUCCAAUUUAUGCCGUGGCGAGUCAUACAGUAGUGGAGAAUCCUUCUAUAGCCUCCGACUGUGCCUUUCCUCCUCCAACAUGUGAUAAAACAGGAAAGCAAAAAAAAAAAAAGCCCCGUGGCAUCGUGAUUCCAUGGAGUAGGAGGGAGCCACUUAAGGGAGAGGGGACCUGCCCCACAUCUGGAAGGGGGUCCACCUUGGGCCUCACCCCCUUAGGGAGUGAUGGAUCUGAGCCCUGGGCUGAGAAGCUGCCAGGAGUUACCCUGUUGGAAUUCUGGGCAAGUCGAGGGUCUGGAAACAUAGAACCGCAUAGAAAACCGGUAGGCAUGAAUGUGCUGAGUCUUGGUCUGUAUCUCCUUUGGCCCCCAUCACCCCUCUAGAGAUUUCUUUCUUUUGUCUAGGUUGGUUCCUGCAGGGAGGGGGCCAGAAAACCAGGUACCUGGAAAGUCAGCCUGAGAUUUCCAGCAAGGUAACCUCCCAGCCGCUCACUGCUCACCUCCCAGCAUCUCCCUAAACGGCCGCCCUCACACCUGGCGCCACACCAUCUCCCAUGAAUCAGCCUGGCACUGUUUUAACAGUCUCCGGCGGCGUCACACCUGCUAAAAAAAACAACGUGACGCCGUUGUCUAAAGAAUGAGCUCAUUCCACAUAGCCUUAUAGAUCCUGUAAAUACGGGGCUCACGAAAGUCAUCUGUUGUGUUACUGAAGAUAUUUUGUACUGUGUUGUUCCCUAAAUCAUACCAACGUCCUACAAGUCCUGCACUUCCCAGAUGGUUAUGAGCCUCAAAAUGCUUUGCAAGGUGGAGGGGGGAGUGGAAAUAUAUAUACGUCCGCUAUGUAUUUUCCUAACCUUUCUUCUGGGUCCCUUCCUCCGAUAUUUGAGUCACGAUCGAAAAGGAACUCGAGUCCUGUGUGCGAGAAAGUUGAAGCGUCCUGCCAGUUGGUGUCCUUGCAGUUGCCUUAUGAAUUCACAGGCUCCAGGAGUUCUGAACAGAAGGUGGUCGACCGGCACUUUAUCCAGUCCCAGAAAUGAUCUCUAAUCGUGUGACUGAGAAUUCAUCUAGAGAAACCUAUAUUUUUAACAUCAAAACAAACGGGACUUCCCGGACCUCACAGAGUAUUGGAUGUCUACCAGUGCUUUUCUAUUUUGUAACUGUAAAGAGGUUUCAUACGCACAGCAGAGCAGUUGGGAAUCUGGUCGACUGCCCUAAAACAAAAUGACCUUUGCAUGUACAAAGACGUUGCAUUCAGACUCUGAAAGCAGCAAAUAAAGCUUUGACGCGAGCUGCACUGGA